GGGAGUAACCAAAGACCAAAGAAGCAGUACAUCUGUCGAUUCUGUCGCCGAGAGUUCACCAAAUCCUACAAUCUUCUCAUACACGAGAGGACACAUACGAACGAACGACCAUUUCCUUGCGAUAUCUGCGGGAGGGCAUUCCGAAGGCAGGAUCAUCUACGAGAUCACAAAUACAUUCAUAGUACCCAAAAGCCGUUCGCGUGUGAAAUUUGCGGAAAAGGAUUCUGCCAAUCACGAACUUUACUUAUGUAUUAUUUCUGCAAGUCAGAGAGAUUUAUUAUGCUUAUGUAA
Molecule: messenger RNA, 291 nt
Organism: Rodentolepis nana
Lineage: Eukaryota; Metazoa; Platyhelminthes; Cestoda; Cyclophyllidea; Hymenolepididae
Source: the annotation of a GenBank genome assembly